Molecule: messenger RNA, 2088 nt
Organism: Saccostrea echinata
Lineage: Eukaryota; Metazoa; Mollusca; Bivalvia; Ostreida; Ostreidae
Exons: 5
Coding region: 2-2059 (685 amino acids)
Molecular function (GO): protein binding; zinc ion binding
Source: RefSeq, a predicted model, not a curated record
UAUGGCGACAGGUGGAGAAGAAUCCUGCUGUGAGCAGGAUGUGGAGAAGUACACAAGAUGCCCAUGUUGUUUGAAAAUUUAUGAUGAGCCCUGUUACCUUCAAUGUGGGCACACAAUGAACAAAAAGUGCAUCAGGAGAAAAAUUCCUAUUGUAAGAUGUUUUAUAUGCAAUGAAUCAUUUCACUGUGAAUCAAGUACAGCUGGCAAAAAUCGAUUUGCAAAAGACCUUGCUUUAAAGAUAACUCAAAGGAAAAUUACAAAACUUUUGCUGGAUAAUCCUAAAUGUUCUUUGAGUCAACAUAUGGGCGAAAUUGCAGUACGUUACUGUGAUAGAUGUGAAAUGAGAAUGUGCAUUAUUUGCAAUCAAUUUCAUCACAUGAAUCCUACAACAAAAAAGCACAAGGUCUAUGAAGUCGGCGAAAUGAUAGCAGAAAAUUGCCAAGACGACAUCAAUGUUAAUAAGGACUUGAAUUGUGAACACCAUGAAAAUGAAAUCAUUCAAAACUGGUGUUUGGAUUGUAAACUUCCAGCUUGUGAAGAAACCUGUUCAGAGCACCAUUUACAGUCAAUAUCAAGACAAGCAGCAGACGCAGAAACUAAAAUUAAAAUAUUAAAAAAGAAAUCAGACGAAGGUUUAUCAGAAGUGAAGUUGCGUUUUAAAGAGGUGAAAACUGUAAUAGAACAAUUGAAGGCAGAUGGACACUACGAGGACUUAGAUGUUUCAAAGUUGGAUUGGGCAAAGCAAAAAUGUAAGAAUGUGAUUAAAUUGUAUGAAGUCUUACUUCGGGAGGUGACAUUACUCUUAAACAAGGGAAACGAGCUUCAUAAGUGUUACGCGUCAUCAUUUCUUUCACUACAACAGCAGUCAAUCCAAGAAUCGACAGAAAGUAUUGCAAGUGAAAGUCAAAGUGGUAGCGCAAGGUCAUCUGCAUCGACCGAUAGCGAUGUUAGUCUGCGUACCCAGCCAUACAUGAACAUAAAUCCAAGACAAUCAAUGAUGUUAAAUAUUUUAUCUGACAGAUCAACAUAUAUGAAUGUUAAGAGGAGGAGUAAUGGUUUGUAUGCAAAUGAGCUAAAGUAUGCUGACGUCAGUCAGAUAAAUUCAAUCAUCACAGAAUCAUUGUCUCAGAGAAGAAGCACAGGCAUCAGCGAGGAAAUUCUGGAAAGACUUGAUUUUUUCGACACGGAAACCAGGAUCACAGGAAUGGUGUUUGUGAAUGACACUAUCAUAGUUGCCAGCCGUUCUGGAGGAUUUUGCAUGGGUUACGACAUCCACGGGAAAAUUAAAUGGACCAUAACAGAACACUUGUGCGGACCCUUCGAUAUUGCAGCAUAUAAGACGGAUGAUGAAAAGCAAUUUCUUUUCAUAACAGAUCCUGGGAGGCGACAUGUACCACACGAAGGAACUAUCCACGUCUUCAGACUGAGGGAAAAUGAUCGAUACAGUUUUGAGAAAAAAUUCACGAAACAUUGUGAUCAACCACGUGGAAUUUGCAUUGCUUCUUCAAGGGUGUUUGUCUGUGAACCGGAUAGAAAUGAAGUUAUUGAGUAUGCCCUAAACAAAAACGGAACAGGAAAAAUUAUUACUCGAUAUGGUAAAGGCGAUGUAUUUUUAAAAGAACCAAUGUACACUGCGAUGGAAACAGGUGACAAAAUUAGACUUUUGAUUUCUGACACUGAACUAGGAUUAAAAAGAGUUGUAAUCCACGAGCGCGAGAACAAUACAAGUGGAUGGAAAAGUCCGAAGGGUGAACAUUUUACGCCAUCGAAACCUUGUGUUUGUAAGAAUAAUGUUGUUGUAGGAAAUUCAACAGGUCGAAAACUACAUUUUGUAAAUUUUCAGAAUAGAAAUUUGAGCCAUAGGGAGUAUGAAAUAGAAGAUAGGUUUCACAGUCCUGUAGCACUUGCUUUUGACAGUGAUCAUGGAUACCUGAUGAUGGCAUGCAAAGAUGGUGUGGUUGUCAUUUAUCGGACUGUGGAUCUCGUUCAGAUGGAUGAAAUAGUGUCCGAAGUGAAGAAUGGAGAUCCUAUAUAUGCAAAUCCAAGAUUCUUAGAGUAGACAGACAUGUGCCAACUGUCACUGAUUUU